This is a messenger RNA of Pararge aegeria (speckled wood butterfly), 2050 nucleotides long. Its product is annotated as complement factor I-like. The transcript is spliced from 10 exons. Gene Ontology annotation, biological process: proteolysis. NCBI's taxonomy places the organism in Eukaryota, Metazoa, Arthropoda, Insecta, Lepidoptera, Nymphalidae. Gene Ontology annotation, molecular function: serine-type endopeptidase activity. The record is from RefSeq and is a predicted model, not a curated record. Bases 369 to 1349 code for a protein of 326 amino acids.
UAUACAAGCGUGUGUCUUGAGUUUUAACAAAGUAUAAGUUGGAUAAAAUUAAUCGGAGAAACAAAUGAUAAAUGUUAAGUGUGUUACAGUUUUUCUUCAAUAAUGUCGCAAAUUCCCAAGUGUAUAAUGCGAAUUAUCAGUAGUACUUAUUCUACUUUAAGUUUUAAUAAGUGAGUUAUGAUAGCAUAAACACGGAAGUCAUGGAUUAAUGUCAUCGCCAGAAAAAAGAAUACUUUCCAGGUGGAGAUUUUUUUGACAUAUUAUAGUCAUUUAAUCAGUCAGCGAAGAUAGGUCCGAAUAAGACGCCCGUGUUUCAAGUUUAAAACUUCUCUGGGAACGGUUCCGUUAACUGGAUAACUUAAAUUAAGAUGGCAGCUGUGAUGCAUUUAGUGGUCACAAUUUCUUUGGUAACGACGGCAAUUUACGGCGCGCGUAUAAAGCGUUUGAAUCUUACUCCCUAUAAAGUUGGUGGCCCAGUUGCUUGUAUAUCGAAAAAUAAUAAAUCCGGUUUAUGUGUACAUGAAUCUGUGUGUAAUGAAGAGCAUACGAUUAUGCCUGGCGGUGUGCUAGAUCUUGACAUUGAUUAUAGAGAAAAAAAGCAAUGUCCAGCUCAAAGUGAUUGGUGCUGCACUUCAGACGUGAUUCCACAUCCUCAGAUCGGUGUUGUCAAAAGUGAUAAUUGUUUACCGCUUAAAACUGAUGUCUGUCCUUGGUGCGUUUUACUUUACAAUGUUGUUGGAGUACAGCCUACGUCAACCCGUCCUUUCUGCUUGGGCGCUUUAAUAGGUUCGAAGGUCAUAAUAACUGCGUCCACUUGCCUAUUAGCGGCUCAAAAGAAGAUGCUGUAUGCGCAAGUACCAAACUCUGCUGAUCCAGGAAAGAACUACACUGUGAUUCGACGCCAAUUUCAUCCGAAUUAUAAUACUGGAACACAUGAACAUGAUUUCGGAAUAUUGGUCAUGGAAAGCGACGCAGCCUUUAUUGAAGGGAAGGCCCGAGGAACUUGUAUCGAUUUCCAGGUACCAUUAGAAGGCGAUUGUGUGGGAUACGGGUUCGAUAAUGAAGGACAGAUUACUUCGACGUUUUUGAAAGUGACGAAAAAUAGUUGCGGAAAGAACGGUAGCUCAAAGGAUGCUGCUUGUGGUUUAAGCACUGAAGAAGUAUGUAUAGUCGCCGGAGGGGGGCCUGUGCUAUGCCAAAGAAAAAAUGAGGGAUCAUAUCUCGUAGGCGUUGCUCGUAGUGCAUGCAAUAGCAAUAAUGAAGUGAUCCUUGGUGGUAUUUCACAUUCCAAGGAGUGGAUAGAAAACGAACUUGGUUUAAUGGAUGUACCUAACGAUGUGUACACAUAGAAUGCGUCUAUUUUUAUUUCGAACUGAAUUUAAAAUGGACUCCUAAAUGAACAAUCUAAAGAACAAUUACUAAGCCUAGUUAUUAUUAAAAAGUUCUUUGAACAGUCUGCUGCAGGUUGAAAAUAUUUUAAUUGCUGUGGCCAUGGACUCUUAGUGGCAACUUUUGUUAAGUGACGUAUAUUACGAGUAUAUAUAAAACUAUCAGAUUGAAAUAUCUAAUUUUGAUUUAUAUAAAAAAUAUGGUUGUUUAAUUGUAGUGUACUGUACUGAACUGAUAUUCUUUUUUGAUGCGGUUAUCUAUAUAUUGCUUUAUAAUCCAGGUAUUAAUAAAAAUAUAGCGUAAAUUAUAACUAUAAAGCAAAGCUGCCCUACAAAUUCUUAUACAUGGUCUACCGUUUCUAUUAUAUCAAUAAAACAAUUAUUGAAGUUCUUUUAAUAAUGUAAGUCUAGGAUGUAUUAAAUUUUAAGUGUGGUAGUAUUUUAGAAGUUUGAUUAAAAAUCAAUUCUAGAUUUUUCUACUGAUGAAGUCAGUUCGGAAAGCGUAUUGUUCCGACAAAGAAGUUUACAAGUUUCUACAUUUAUUGUUUAAGAAGAAGAAAAAGACGAAACACUUUAUUGCACGUAUAACAUACAGGAAAAGAAACAGUCAGGAGCAUACAGUACACACUGUAGACAUGCAAAGGCGGCCUUAUUUCUGCAAG